Chaetomium strumarium is the source of this 1680-nucleotide messenger RNA. Its product is annotated as casein kinase II regulatory subunit-domain-containing protein. NCBI's taxonomy places the organism in Eukaryota, Fungi, Ascomycota, Sordariomycetes, Sordariales, Chaetomiaceae. Bases 363 to 1397 code for a protein of 344 amino acids. Gene Ontology annotation, cellular component: UTP-C complex; cytoplasm; protein kinase CK2 complex. Gene Ontology annotation, molecular function: protein kinase regulator activity. The record is from RefSeq and is a predicted model, not a curated record. The transcript has 2 exons. Gene Ontology annotation, biological process: regulation of transcription by RNA polymerase III.
GCUGAGCACAGGCCACAUACUACCAGCCAAGCCUCCCCACUCAGCAAAACUGAGGGACGUUGGCAGGGGGCUUGACCACAAUCAAGAUCAGCGAAACACACACGGCGACAGCAUCUUGGUUCGACUUGUCGUUUACCGGUUCGCUGGCGCGCAACACCAGUACACAUAUCAUUGCUGCACGCGCGAUCAUGUUAACAUCAUAGAUCGAUUGUUCUGCUGACGCGACGGGAGCAAGCGGACCGCCCAUAAAAUCCCGGAACCCAGCGCGCCAACACGCCCACCACCGUAUCUCAGCUCUUCAUUAGCCUUCUUCCCUUCCGCCCAACAGUCCACCCCUAGCCGCGCCUCGCGGCCUCGCCAUCAUGUCAACGUCGUCUGGGACCCCGGAAUCAUGGAUUUCAUCCUUUUGCUCCUUGCUCGGCCAUGAAUAUUUCGCCGAGGUGUCGGAGGAGUUUAUCGAGGAUGACUUCAACCUUACUGGCCUGCAAAAUCAGGUCGCCAUGUACAAGGAAGCGCUAGAGAUGAUCCUCGACGUUGAGCCCGAGGAUGACGAAGAUGACGAAGACGAGGAGGAGGAAGAUGAAGAAGACGUAUCGGGAGGGGAUGGCCCAGGCGGGCGAGCGCAUGGCGAGAGGAGACACCACAGCCGCGUCGCUAGCGACUUAUCGGUGAUUGAAUCGUCCGCGGAGAUGCUUUACGGGCUUAUUCACCAGCGAUUCAUCUGCUCGAGGGCGGGCAUCCAACAAAUGUCGGAGAAGUACGAGUUGGGACACUUCGGCGUCUGCCCGCGGGCAAAUUGCAACCAGACCAGAACGCUGCCCGUCGGUCUCUCCGAUAUACCUGGCGAAGACACGGUCAAGCUGUUCUGCCCCUCCUGCCUAGACGUCUACGUCCCGCCGAACAGCCGCUUCCAGACGGUCGAUGGCGCCUUCUUUGGCCGCACGUUUGGCGCGCUCUUCCUCCUUACGUUUCCCGAGUACGACCUGUCCCGGACGGCUGCCGAGACCGCUGCCAACCUUCCCCGGUCGGCCACCGAGCAGGGCAUGAUUAACGGCAUGUAUCCUCACAACAUCGCACCCGGCCUCGGCCGCUUGAAGAUCUACGAGCCCAGGAUCUACGGCUUCAAGGUAUCCGAGUAUGCGCGCUCGGGUCCGCGCAUGCAAUGGCUGCGCGACAAGCCUGACAACAUGGACGUGCUAGAUGAAGCCCGCAAUUUUGCCGACGAGCAUGGUGAGCAUGGUGGUGACUCAGACGACGACGACGAGAGCAUGAGCAUGAACGGUGGGAGACCGACGGCGAGGAGACGUCCGGCUGGGAACGCGAGGCUGAGACAGAGGCAGCGACAUAACGGGAGUCCUAUGGUUGUCGAUGUCAACGGGGCCGAAUCGGAGCUUUAGAUGGCAUUAAGGGGACAAUCAUAAUACCAGCAACUAAGCAAUACUGUGACAGCCGUUCCGUCCUCGUGGUGCGAAACGGCAAAAUAGGAAACCAGACUCCUUUUCCGCCUGCUUCAUCCAGCUUGGCAUUGUUGGCGUUCUUGCUUGUUAAUCAUAGGGUGUUGAAACCGACGAGCACGCAGAGUAGCUUUCUAUCUAUAACGUGAAACCCUACAUAGGGUUAUAGUGGUGCCGUGAAAGCCUAGAAAGAAAGUAUCCCGCGUUCCCUCUAAAUAUUUCAAGG